Messenger RNA from Mesorhabditis belari, 606 nucleotides. The record is from the annotation of a GenBank genome assembly. NCBI's taxonomy places the organism in Eukaryota, Metazoa, Nematoda, Chromadorea, Rhabditida, Rhabditidae.
AUGUCGAUAGCUUUUGAAGCAAGUUUCCUUUCGACAACUGCUGAAAUCGAUCCUUUCCUCAGUUUAUACUCGAAUAAGGCGUAUGUCGAUGCAAUGGUGAAACAGAUGGGCAAUCAAGUUGGAUCGGCCACAAUCACAAAGGCUUUCAUCCAAUGGGGAAAUGGGGAAUGGGAUGUGACAAACGUGUCCACGCUUAACAUUGUUGAAGCCGGAAUGGAAGUGACAUUCUAUUUACUCAACAUUCGCCGCGUGCCCAACUUCUACGUUUACGUGAUCGCUUUACCGUGUUUCAUUUUGACAGCUCUAUCGGUGGUGGGCAUGUUUUGGACGCGAAACAUCAAAAAAGAGCAACUCGUCAAGUUAUCGAUUGGUCUGACAAGUCUCGUCUCAAUGACGGUGCUCUUGGAAAUGCUCUCGGAUUCGAUCCCAAAGACUUCUGUUUUCCCGUUGCUUGGUAUUUAUGUGGUCUGCUCUAUUUCAACGAUCAGAAAAGAUCAGCUUCCGAUUCCGUUGAGCACGCAAUGUUAUCAGCUUUCGAUCGAGCCGUCACCCAACCAAGUUCUUCUUUUCGAAAAGCUGUUGUCGGUUUCAACUGCAAUGUUGAUC